UACUGAAAAUAUUAUCUUAUAUGUUGAAGAAGUAGAUAAAUUCAAUAAUAGUAAUAGUAACAAUGUUGAUUUGGUAAAAUCUUCACCAAAAAAACAAAGAAAAAGAAUAAUCUGGAGCCUUUAG
Dentiscutata erythropus is the source of this 124-nucleotide messenger RNA. Lineage: Eukaryota; Fungi; Glomeromycota; Glomeromycetes; Diversisporales; Gigasporaceae. The record is from the annotation of a GenBank genome assembly.